GAAGGUGCUGAAGUGGAAAAGGGGGGCACAUCCUGGGAAAGGCUGAGAAUGCCCCCCCCCCUUCGACUUUCAGGAGGCAAAGCUCUCCAUGCACAGGUUGCUUAGCAAUGCUGUGUGGGAAGAGUUUGGCUCGCUGGAGAGUUACGGAAAAGGAAAAGCCGAUGUUAGUGCUGGCAGUGCUGCCCACCCCCACCCCCCUCAGCAAGUGGGACAAAGGGGCAGUGGGGCAGCAGAAGAGGAGGAGGAGGAGGUUUCCCAUGCUGGCAUUUGGUCAGUCCCCCUCCCCUCCCUGCUGGGACGGCUCCCUCCCUCUGCUGCCUGCCCAAGGCUGUUGUGCUAUCAGCUAGCACAAUCUGGGCUUUGUCCCUCCCGUCUCAGGAUGCAGGGAAAGCCGCUUCUGGGCUGGGGGAGGCUUGUACUUAUAGUCACGUUCAGCACACGCCCAGAAGGAGCGUGGAAGGCAAAGGCCCACCGGCCAGAAGCAGUCAGUGGAACCAGGGAAGAAAGGGGGCAGAAAAGGGGCUGGAUGGAGGCCAGCCAAUGCCACAGCCUCGACUCGACUCUCCUCUCCGCAGGGUCCCUCUCCCUGCAGACCCGAAUCCUCCUGGGGUUACGUUCAGGUGAUGGCCCACCUUUUAACGCCUGGAGAGCAGGAGAAAACCUGGCCACAUUUUCCAUCUUGGAAGUCCAGCUCUGUCCCUGAGGAAUUGAUGCUUUGGCCCCAGCCGCGCUGACCCUUCCAAAGACUGACUGCCCCUCCAAGCUGGGGUUUGGCUCAUUUGCCUCUGUCCAUAAAAGGGGUUUGGGCACUCUCUGCUGGGAGGCCGGCACAGACGAGCAUCUCGCAAAAGACCGAUAGGGAGGCCGGCUGCGUGUUAAGACUUGGUUUCAAUUCAGACACGCCAGAGAAAUCCGGAGGUCUUUUUCUUCUUCUUGCUUUUUCCCUCCCAAGUGCAACGUUUUGGAAACAUCGACCUUAAAACAAGGAAGAAGAGGCUUAUUACCACAACAAGCAGUGAAGUCUACUUUUCUGCUAACCACUAGGGGCCGCAGCUGAAGCAGGAUUGGACUCUCUUCUUUCUCCCGCCCCUCAGUGCCCACCUGGGUUCUGGCUUUCCUUUAAAAAGCGCCAUCCUUGAAAUGCAACAGUUCAAGCAAGCGGAGAGUUCAGCCGUGCCCUGGAUUUUCUUUGGGGUUCUCAAGACGCCUCUCAAAGAGGCCCAUUUGGAUCCUGGAGGUCCUAAUUCCCUGCGGAGGAUGAUCUGCACAUGGACGGUCCAGCCUGAUAAACCCAGAGACAGCCUGAUCUGCAGCACAUGUAGCAAGCAGACCUUCCCGCAGGUUCCUCCUCAGUCCCAAGCGCGGCGUGUGUUUUCCCGGUGAGGAAGUGGUUAGGGUUCUCUUCAACUGCCGUCUGCUGGCUAUUUGGGCAGGAAGCAAAGGUCCUCUUUCUUUGCCUGUGAUUCGCUGUUUUGUCAGCUGCCCAAUGCAGCCGUCCGGCACGGCCAGGAAAGGUGCACCAGAACCCAAAGGGUGAGUGAAGCCCUUACCUGGGGAGGUUUGGGGAGGAAAAAGUGGAUACCUGGCUUUUAAAGCCAGCCUAGCUGCCGAAACAGCCUCCCAAUUCCUCACUUGCCCUACAUUGGACAUCUGGAUUGUUUUUCCUUCUGCAGUUUGCGAGGAAGAUGGGCGAAGGUUUCAAGAAUGAUUUUGUCCUCGUGAUCACACCCAGGAGAUAAGGCUGCCUUCUCGCCAGGGAACGCCAGCCUUUUAAGCCGCCCUCAGGAUGCCAGCCUCAAGAUGCUGCUGAGCCAGAGUUAAGGAUUGGCAGGAGGGAGAGCAAGGGAGAAGCAGCCCGCCCGCCCUCCGGCCCAUGACUGCCCACAGUCCAGAGACCCUUCCCUGCCCCUGGGGGGAAAACUCCAGCACAGCCUGAGGCCAGCAGUGUCCCACGUCUGCCCAGCCCAGGGCGAAGACCACUAAGCAGGGCCAGUUCUUCCCCGGGAUGAGCGUGCUGCUUCUGACAAGGAGGAAGCAGCCACAAGCGUCCUUGGCUUUCAGCGGCUGAAAGGGCCUUUGUUUCCAUAACCUCAGCUUCUCCUGGAGGGCCUGGGGGACAAAAGAGAAGCGAACCUGAGCCUCCAGGCCACCCAACUUCUGCUUUUGACCAUUUUGCUCCUUCCCUGCUUCUGUGGGAAGCGCUCCGAACGAUGCAUCCAGAAGGGGAGACUGUGUCCGGCACAACAAAACAGGGCUUAAUUUUGACAGAAAAAGCUGGAAGGGAUUCCUUUUGUGCAAAUCUGCCCAGUUCAGCAGAACCAAGCCCUGCCUGUUAUUUUUCCCCUCUAUUCUUCCAACCCAGAGAGGUCAACUUCGGCAUACGGAUGACCCUGUUUCAAGGGAAGACAACUCUCCUAUGGAUAUCCUUGCUCGCCCUCUUAUCGCUGGCCAUUUUCACCCACUUGUGCAGGGAUGAGAAAGAACCCUGGAUGGACAACAGCAGCAGCUUCCAAGAGGCGUAUUCAACCACAGAGGCGGGAGAGAUACCACUGAGCAGCUGGUUUCACCCAAACGCAAGGAUAGCGAUCACUGCCCUGAGCCCGUGGUCAGCCCCCAUCGUGUGGGACGGGACCUUCGAAAGUGCCCCCCUGAACUAUCAUUACCAGCAGCAGAAGAUCACCGUUGGACUGACCGUUUUCGCCAUUGGGAAAUACCUGGACAAAUACCUGAAGGACUUCUUGAUUUCUGCAAACACCUUCUUCAUGGCCGGCCACAAGGUCAUCUUCUAUGUCAUGGUCAAUGACCUCUCCAAAGUGCCCGAGGUCAAGCUGGGCCCUAAGCGGUCGCUGAAGCUCUUCCGCGUCAAGCAGCACAGCCGCUGGCAGGACAUCAGCAUGAUGCGCAUGAAGACCAUCGGGGAGCUGAUCGAAGAUUCCGCCCGCUUCGAGGUAGACUUCCUCUUCUGCAUGGACGUCGACCAGGUCUUCCAGAGCUUCUACGGGGUAGAGACCCUGGGCAAGUCCGUGGCCCAGCUCCACGCCUGGUUUUAUGAGGAGGACAGGAGCAGCUUCACCUACGAGAGGCGCCCCGAGUCAGCCGCACACAUCCCCUACGAGGAGGGGGACUACUACUACCACGGAGCGGUCUUUGGAGGCACCCCACUGGGGGUCCUGAACCUCACCCGGCAGUGCUACCAGGGCAUCCUGCAGGACAAGGAGCGGGGCGUUGAGGCCAUCUGGCACGACGAGAGCCACCUCAACAAGUACUUCCUGCUCCACAAGCCCACCAAGCUGCUCUCCCCCGAGUACUGCUGGGAUUACAAGAUCGGCUGCCCCUUUAACAUCCAUAAUGUAAAGUUGUCCUGGUUGCCGAAAGAAUACAAAGAGGUCAGAGGCAACUCUUGACCUGCCCCACACCCUUGAACUGACCAACGCUGGCCUGCAGCCAACACUCCAGAUGGACACGUUAACAGCACGGCCGAGCCUCACUCUGUCACCCGCUGCAGAAGAGGGGCAAGCUGGGGGCAUAGAGGGGCUGGCAACGGUGAGGAAGAGGGCAGCUGUCUUCUGCCACCGUCUCUGGCCCCUCCUGCCCCCUUCUUUUCUCGCAUCGGACACGGACUGCUCUGGGCAGUCUUUCUCGGUCCAUCUCUGGUUUUGUGAAUUUGCGAAGAGAAGUCGGGGACAGAAAGCGAGAGCUGAGUCAGGCUACACCUCCACACUUAUACGCUGGUGCCAUGUGGAAGGCAUAAAGAAUUCAGGGGGUGGCAAAUGUUUACACAGCAGGCAGGGUCCGCAGAGGAAGCCACCGCCCUCUUUUCAGACCCUUCUGCUAUCAGAUCUCGUGUUCAGAUUCUGGGUGAAGCUCCUCAGAGGGGCUGUAGGGAGCCACGCUAAGCCAGUGGGUCAGUGUCUCUCUUUUUCCUUCCCAAAGCUUCAUGUUUCAAAAUGAGGGGUUUUUCUCCCCUGGGGAUUCAAAUAUGCAGGGGAACGUCCCUUAGUCAAAGCACACUUGUCCCUCUUGCACCUGCCAAGGUGCCCGACUCGCCUUUGUUUGUUGAAACACCUGCCUGCAGGCUCUCCUUCCGAGCUCAUUUGCACAAGCCAAAAUUAGCCGUGUUCUGCUGUGCGUGUAUUUGACUGCGCACCCCCCCUGGGUUGACGGGGGCUGAAAUUAGACGUCAGUCCUUCUUCCACUCUUUUCCUUUUGUAGUUUAGAGACAGGCCUUUUCUCGCCCUCAGGGGCACAAAGGUUUGGACCGGCCUGCAAGGGGGCACUGCUUGAGCUUAAGAGGGAGCCCAAAUCCUGGGCCUGCCCUCUAAAUGCCGUCUGGGGGGCCUCCUCGAGUCCUUCGCCUUGAAUAGUCCGGGGUCCGGUUUCAAAACCCUCUACGUCCCGAAAGUUCAACCUGGUUAGCGGCUGGCACAGGGGCCCCUUCCUGGCACCCAUCAUCCAGGGAGAUUUAUGAACUGGUGUACCUGCGGGUGACAGGCAUGGAAACCUGGCUUCCCUAACUACCUUUAGAAAUCAGUAUGUUAGUUAAUUUAUUGCCUUGUAAAUGACAAAACAAUAAAUCUGGAUCUUAUUUCGGCAA
Molecule: messenger RNA, 4594 nt
Organism: Crotalus tigris (Tiger rattlesnake)
Lineage: Eukaryota; Metazoa; Chordata; Lepidosauria; Squamata; Viperidae
Product: N-acetyllactosaminide alpha-1,3-galactosyltransferase-like
Exons: 10
Coding region: 2211-3404 (397 amino acids)
Biological process (GO): carbohydrate metabolic process
Cellular component (GO): Golgi apparatus; membrane; vesicle
Molecular function (GO): hexosyltransferase activity
Source: RefSeq, a predicted model, not a curated record